Molecule: messenger RNA, 1017 nt
Organism: Aspergillus nomiae NRRL 13137
Lineage: Eukaryota; Fungi; Ascomycota; Eurotiomycetes; Eurotiales; Aspergillaceae
Exons: 5
Coding region: 1-1017 (338 amino acids)
Molecular function (GO): oxidoreductase activity, acting on the CH-OH group of donors, NAD or NADP as acceptor
Source: RefSeq, a predicted model, not a curated record
AUGUCAACCCCCACUCAAGUCGUCAUCCCGAAAGAUGCCUGGAUGCUUGUCACCGGUGCAAACGGGUACAUCGGCUCGACAGUCGUAAACACACUCCUUGAACUGGGGUACAAAGUCCGAGGCACGGUGCGAGCACCGAAACCCUGGCUGGAUGAAUUCUUUGUGUCGAAGUAUGGGAAUGGUAGGUAUGAGAGCGUGGUUGUGCCGAGAUUAGAUGAUGUUGGUGAACUCGAGAAGGCUUUUCAGGGGAUUGAGGGGGUGGCUCAUGUGGCAUCAGACCUAGCAAUGAAUCCCAAGCCAAACGAAGUCAUCCCUGGUGUUGUAUCUGCCACAAUUGGAAUUCUGGAGGCUGCCAGACGUGUGAAGACUGUGAAACGGGUGGUUUUGACAUCGUCUUCGUCAGCGUGCUAUACUACUCAGCCAGAUGUGGAGGGGAUUGUCAUUGACGAAGAUUCAUGGAAUGACGCCGCCAUCGCAGCAGCCUGGGAUGAAAAGACACCUCAAGCCCAAAAGCCCAUGGCCGUGUAUGCUGCAUCCAAGACUGAGGGUGAGAGGGCGGCUUGGAAAUGGAUGGCUGAGCAUAACCCGAGUUUCAAGUUCAAUACUAUUGUGACGAGUGCGAAUUUUGGCACUAUACUCCAUCCCCAGAUCCACGGGUCGUCAAUGGGCCAAACGGCCAAGCUACUUGAGGGUGAUCCAACCAUAUUGCACCUACCUCCGCUUUGGUUCGUCGACGUCAUUGACACCGCGAAACUGCACGCCAUCGGCCUCCUCGACCCAAAUGUGCAAUCCCAGCGUCUAUUUGGUUUCGCACAGCCGUUCGCCUGGGAUGAUAUCAUCUCUAUCCUGCGGAGACUGCGGCCCGAUAAUGACAAGAUCCCAGAUCCGUUGGACCACACAAGGGACUUGAGUAAGAUUGUUCCAGCGAGUCGGGCGGAGGAGUUGCUGAAGGCCUUUUUUGGGAAGGGUUGGACUUGUUUGGAAGAGUCGCUUGCGGAAGGGAUUGUUGGGAAGUAG